Messenger RNA from Camellia sinensis, 723 nucleotides. NCBI's taxonomy places the organism in Eukaryota, Viridiplantae, Streptophyta, Magnoliopsida, Ericales, Theaceae. The record is from RefSeq and is a predicted model, not a curated record.
AAGCAAUUUAGCACCUUUACGCAUAUAAUAGGCUUCGAAGCCGGCUUAUGUAUUUCGAAGCCGUUGUUAUUUAAUUUUUUUGGCGCCAACAUCUUGUCUUCGAAGCCAAAUAUUUCAUUUCGAAGCUGGCCCCAAUCCCGGAAUAAGCUCUUCCCUCCAAAACUAUCAAUAUUGGAAGAGAUUCCUCGCAUUCGUACUUUUGGUACUUAACGACUCGCGGGGUAUAAUUUCGGACACAAAAACCCUCUCGUUUCGUGUUCCGAAAUCUCUUGCCUUUUACAAACCCUUCUCUCUACUGGUUCCUCUUUGCUUCGGUCUUCAUCUUCUAAAGAGUGUAUCAUCAAUGGCUUCUUCUUCACAAAAAGUGCCAGCCCCAGAGCGUGUGGGCUCAUCUUUAGCUUUGAAGAGGCUUAUUGACGCAGAAUGUGAGAAGUACAAGGCUGGAGAGAAAAGCGCUAUCGAUGGGCGUAUCUUCGUCCCUCGUCAUCAUGAGCAGCAGAACUACGUGCUCGGACCAAUUUUCAAGGAAGUCCUUACUGAGCUCCCAACCUUUUAUCCGCGUCUGGUGGACCAACGUCUCCUUUAUGAAGGUGGCCUUGACUGGAAGAACUGGAAAAGCAAUCGUCCUCAUCGAUGCUGGCCCACGAUAAGACCGGAAUGGCAAGAAUGGUAUGAUCGGAUCAUUCCUGCUAAGACACUGGACCUCCAAGAGCUCUGCCUCCU